GUUGACUUAAAACUAGUUGAAGUUUGUACUGUUUAUGUUAUAACUUUGGUUUUCAAAAUUAGAGAAAAUAUAUGCUGUGUAAAUGUUCUUAUUGUAGUGAAAAUGUUAUCACAGCAAUUAGAACUGUUAUCAGAGAGCCCUUUACAAUGGACAUCUGUCUCUUAUGUUACUCCGGAAAUACAGAAAAAGGAAAUAAGACCAUUUGUUUUGUUGGCUCUUAAAGAACUAGAAGGUAAACCAGACAGCAGAACUUCGAGUUUACAGAAUGCCAACAAGUUUGCAGCAAUUAGAUCUAUCGUACGACAUGUUGCAAGAUUACGUUCAGCUACCAAAGAACCAUGGAGUGGAAGCGACAUGCAGAUAUUUCUGGAAGGCUUGAGGCUUUCACCAGAGUGUGCGGCCGAGCUGACAGCAUUUCUUUGUACUGAUGAAAUAUAUCAAAAUAUUCCAAAACAUGUACGGAUGAAGCCUGGCAUUGUUAAUAUGCAAUGGAAGAUAGAUUUAUCAUUAAGCCAAUCCAACAUACAAUCAGAAAACGCAACUCCACAGCGUUCUAAAGAGAUUAUGAACAGAGACACGCAGAUUAUACUUAUUUUCAAUUUAACUAAUGGACAGACGAAGACGUACAGAUUAUCGAUAAGUAAAUUUCACGAGUUGAGGUAUAUUGUUGCAAGUGCCUUAAAGAGUAUGAUCAUAUUGGAGAAGAGGAAAUGUAUGAGGAGAGACUGACAAAUACAAUUCUAUGGGUAGUUUUACCUUUUUGGUGUGAGCCAAAAUGUAUGGGCCGAUGAGCCAUAAAGACCCAUAUUAUGUUGUAAAAAAAUUGGGAAGAAAAACUGAAUGUGUGUUUUUGAACUAUAUUGUUAAUACAUAUAAAGUAUAGUCAAAUGUUUGCGUGCAUUAAAAAUAUAUUUGUUAUUAAAUAAAAUAUUUUAUUGUCGAGUUAAGAUUAUUUUGACAAUGGCCUGUAGUAUGGAUGAACAUUUAUACCCUAUUCCAAUCUAUGAAGAAGUCAAGGUGCAAUACAAUUUGCUCACAGCUCUGCUGUAUUACGCACUGCAAGCAGUUCUCGAUUAAUAUAUAUUUAUAUAACACAACACUAUUACACUUAACUUACUUUACUUCCAAAGUUCUGUUAACAGUUAGACAUUCAAAAUGCAAAUUUUACUUAUUAAAAAAUUAAUAGCAUAAAAACAUUCGUGUAAUAACGCAUAUAUGUGCCAACCAUAAUGGUGACUAUAUUUUUAAGAGAUUU
Molecule: messenger RNA, 1255 nt
Organism: Nymphalis io (European peacock)
Lineage: Eukaryota; Metazoa; Arthropoda; Insecta; Lepidoptera; Nymphalidae
Exons: 4
Coding region: 103-729 (208 amino acids)
Cellular component (GO): nucleus
Source: RefSeq, a predicted model, not a curated record